GCGACAUGCUGUGGCGAGUUUGUUUUCAUCUGAGUCAAAGAUAGAAAAAUAGAGAUGCUAGAUCCACGUCAUGCAUAUCUUCUGGCGAUCAAAGCAUGAUGCAACAGAACACAGACACCGACGUGGCUGAUAACUCACAAACCAUAAGAAGACAAGGCAGACCACACCCGCACUACUGGAUCACCACAUUGUCCUGCAACUUAUUCGCAUCAGAACCACAACCACCAGCCUUAUUAAGAUGCGAUCCAUCUCCAACCCCCUACCCUUGCAACUCAAACUCCCCGAUGACCCCGAGACACUCGCCCUCCUCAACCGCAUCGUAGUCUACACCGCCGUGAUCCUCUACCACACCAUCUGGAACGCGCCAGCCUACCACAUUAAAUUCGCCACGAACACCUCCUGCCUGUCCUUGCACAUCGCCACCGGCCUCCUAGAGUACUUCCGCUACUGGCUCGCCAAAGCGCAGACCCCACAUUCGCAAACGAUCCUCCCGGACGCGCUCGACGUGCUGAGCAGCCUGAUCUGGUCGGGGACGAGCUUCGUGCUGGUGCGCACGCUCCGCCGCGGCGAUCCCCGCACGACCCGCCCGCCCUACCAAGCCGCCGCAUGCCUACGGCCUCUGGCUACCAUAGCGGCAUAUGCAUUCCGCAUCCCGAGUCUGCAUACACUCAGCAUAUACGCUUUGGAAGGGUUCAUUUGGACGCGGCUGGCGAUCUUCUACUUUUCCCGUACGCCGUACCUGCGCCGUACAGCUAAGGACAGCACGGUGUAUGCGAUCUCGGUGCCAUUGGCGGCGGUGUUUAGUGUGCAUCAGAGUCAGGUGCCGGGCGCGUCGUUGGGGUUUGUGCUGGCAAUGGCGUAUAUCAGGCAGUUGAAUGAGUGGGUGACGCUGCGGUCCAGAUGCUCGAGAGAUCCGCAGACGAGGGAUGAAGUGUCGACCUGGGAAAGGUUUUUGGUGGUCGGGUUACGAACGUUGGGGUUCGUGGAGCUGGAUGAAUUACGCGCUGUUUCGGAAGAAGAAGCGUUGGAGAAGAAGUUGAAUGACGAGUAUGUUUCCAAGGUCCAUAGCUGAGGAAGUUUAAGGAGCGUCGUAGGAACGGUUCUUAGGGUUCUUACCUUUUCUGAGAUAUUGUAUAUGGUUAAGCAUAGUUUUGUGAUUGACUGACUGAAAAUAAGUUGCGAUUGCAAGUGUCGUUAAAUUACCGAAUUCGUGUACUAGAGUAAGGAACUGUCUACUGCAUACGAUGGACCAUCACUUAGAGGAUAGCAAAGAGUGCGCCUCCGGCUUUGUGUAGAGGAAAGCGAGGACGCGCUCUGUGCAUCCAUCGUCCGACUUGGUCGGGUCCCGGGGGUCCUUGAAGUGGUUCUCCACGAAGCCGCGGAAGGGGUCGGACAAGUCGCGCCACUGCAACACGACC
Molecule: messenger RNA, 1418 nt
Organism: Aspergillus aculeatinus CBS 121060
Lineage: Eukaryota; Fungi; Ascomycota; Eurotiomycetes; Eurotiales; Aspergillaceae
Exons: 2
Coding region: 239-1072 (277 amino acids)
Source: RefSeq, a predicted model, not a curated record